Messenger RNA from Adineta steineri, 260 nucleotides. The record is from the annotation of a GenBank genome assembly. Lineage: Eukaryota; Metazoa; Rotifera; Eurotatoria; Adinetida; Adinetidae.
AUGGAAGUGCGAUAUGUUCAAUGUUUUUCAUGGCAACCGUUAGGACCUAUUAGAAUAAACGUUUCUCUUGAUUUAAAUGAUUAUGUCGAAGUUGAAUUUCAUCAAACUCAAACAUAUAUUCCAUCAAUGGAUUAUUUAAGUUUUGGUGAAUGUAAACCAAUGCGUUUAUUACCAAAAUUAAUUGAUGAUUCACAGAAUCAAGAUUUACAAAAGUCAUCAAUUGUUCUUAAACGUGAUUGUAAUGUUGAUGUUGAUCCAAA